UCGUAGUCUGGACGGUUCUGCUUCUGUCGAUCCUCGCGGUUGUUACGGCAACCGGCAGGUCAAGAGCCAAACGAGUGGUGGGGAUCCGAAAAGGCUCGACAUUCUUCCUCAGGAUGAACUUUAAGGAUAUAAUACUGAAGUCUACGACGAUCUUCGCACACGUGGCUGGAUUUAAAGUAACGUGGCCAGUUCCGGCCGGCGAUGAAAACCCGAAGAGAAGAUCGAUCAGAGCGCUGCACGACGAUUUAGAAUUUCUGUUCAACAGACACGGUUUUGACGGUAAAUCCUGUCUCUUGAAUAACAUUUGCCAAGCAACGGAUUACGUCAGUCAGAAGAGCGGAGUCAUGGCGAAGAUCGUCAGACUCUUUCUGAGGUAUACGAGUGAGGGCAAUUAUACAUCGACACGAGAUGCGCUGAGCUGCGACGACUACAGAAGUAUUUGUCCAUUGGAUUUCAGUGGGAUUGAUGCGUACUUGGAAUGAACAGAAAGAUAUCCACGCGAAUCGUUUCAUUAUAUGUAUUAUUUUCACAAAUUCUGUAAGAAAAUUUGUUUUUUCAUCAUACGGCCGUUUUUCGUACGGUAACUCUUAUCUAAUAUGUUUCAAACCUGGAG
Messenger RNA from Neodiprion virginianus, 613 nucleotides. RefSeq lists its product as uncharacterized. Lineage: Eukaryota; Metazoa; Arthropoda; Insecta; Hymenoptera; Diprionidae. The coding region runs from base 114 to 482 and encodes 122 amino acids. The transcript has 4 exons. The record is from RefSeq and is a predicted model, not a curated record.